Molecule: messenger RNA, 2209 nt
Organism: Pecten maximus
Lineage: Eukaryota; Metazoa; Mollusca; Bivalvia; Pectinida; Pectinidae
Product: ladderlectin-like
Exons: 4
Coding region: 1349-1804 (151 amino acids)
Source: RefSeq, a predicted model, not a curated record
UAACAUGGCCGUACCCUAGAUCCGUUUCUAUACUGUGGCCGUACCCUAGAUCCGUUACUAUAGUGUGGCCGUGGCCUAGAUCCGUUAUUAUAACAUGGCCGUACCCUAGAUCCGUUUACUAUACUGUGGCCGUACCCUAGAUCCGUUACUAUAGUAUGGCCGUGGCCUAGAUCCGUUAUUAUGCUGUGGCCGUGCCCUAGAUCCGUCCAUGAUUAAACCACAUGUUCCAAGAAUAUUUUUCUCCAAAAUUGCUAUUCAUUAAGAACUCGACAAUACAUGGACAAAACAUUAUUUUCAUUUUUUUUAAUGUCGCGAGUGUAUUGUCAUAUGAUACCACUACAUAUGUGGUUUUUCAUGCACCUUGGAACUACUGAUUGAUAAAACUAACAUCACAUAUUGUGUUGUCGAUGAAGCUGCAUGCGCUUACCGUUUCGGAACAAGAAGUCUUACUCUCCUUGUACUUUUUAAACGGUCUUCAUACAAGUCUAAGUUACUUGUCCGAACCCGUGGGUCAUAGCCAACAAUGGGCCAAAAAUAACAAAUAAUUUAAAUUGGUAUAACUUGUUUUGCUGUGAAAUAAAUGAAGUUUAUAUUUUACAUACAAGUCCAUAUCGUUCGUAUUUUAUUAUAAUCGUUAAUGAAUUUUGAGCAAUAAUUACAUUUUUGAAUGAAUGUCAAUAUUAUCUUUUUUAAACGAAUUCGCGUAUCGGAUUUCCACAGGUUGCGUAGCUUAAAAGCAACUGUUGUGACGAUUUGCUUUGGCUAAAUACCACAGGAAGCUAGUAAGAAAUCAAAGUGAAAAUUAAUCCGAAUUUUCGGUCCAAUCCAUUACAUUGACCGCUUUGUUAUUUGUCCAGUGGAGUCCCGGCUUAGAGUGUAUGGAUUAGGCUCAGUUGUGAAUAUCAUGUGAUCAAUGCUUAAAUAUAUAUUUCAUUGAUCAUCAUAAUGUAGCUUUAUAAUUGCAGAAAUUGUAUCGACUGGUAUUUAUCACUCUUGUGACAAUAUACAUGUACAUCACUAAAACAGGCUAGGGCGAAUUACAUACAUUAGAGUAUAUAGAAUAUCGACAAAGCACUAACGAGCAUCAUAUUAAUAUGUUCGUGAAAUUUCAAAACAUUUUUAUUCCGAUAAUGCUUUUAACACCAUGUCACUAUAAAAGGCAAAUAUAUUCUGAUUUUUCAUUGAUCAGAUAAACAAGAUAUAUAUUUAUACAUCAAGAAAUAUUAACCUUUCCCAUGAGUCGUUUACAAAGCACAAACAAAAUCCUAGUAUCCACUUAAGUAGCCAUAAUGGGUGUCCAGUUGACCUUGUGAAUGAGCUUGUUGGUAUAUCGUUUGAAGACUUCGACAUGUUCAUGCUAGCACACAUCCUCCUGUCAUUUCAAGUUUUUAGUGGAAUCAUCGAGGGAUACGAUUGUGACAUAGUUGGCGAUAGUUGUAUAAAAUUGUUAUCUGCUCAACUCCCAUGGGCAGCUGCUAGUGCGGAAUGUGCUUCCGAAGGCGCAACACUCCUCAACAUCGAUAGCAACAGUGAGCAACUGGCCAUUCAACAGUUCAUGGCAGACCAAGGGCUUGAUAAUAUCUGGAUGGGAAUCAAUGACGUCACUAGCGAGGGCGACUGGAGAACCGAGGAUGGAACAAAUCCAGUAGGUUACAACAAUUUUAACGGUGGCCAACCUGAUAACUACAACGGUAAUCAAGACUGCGCAGUUGUGAGACAGUCUUUUGGAUAUCGUUGGGAUGACGAGGAGUGUAUACUUCCGGUCUAUACCGUGUGUGAAAUGAAAAGUGUUGGUUUUUCGUAAGUUAAGCAACUUAAUUGUGCGAAAAGAAGUUUGUCAGCUUAUGAAGUAGAGUAAUGCAUCACCUUUAUACGACUUAAUCAAUGUCGCAUGAAAAAGUGAAACAUCUUUGAUUAGUAAACACAAGUUCUAACCGUUCAUAUUUCAGACAAAUAGUUCUACGGAUAUAAAAGGUAUGACGCGUUAUAUUUAAUCUUGUACAGUGUCAUAUAUGUGAAAUAAAAUGGUACGUUAAACAUCUUCGAUAUGUAUUAAUUUGUUCGGUCUCUCUUUUCUGACAACAUUUGCGUAUCCCUUUGUUAUGUAGACGUAUGAUUAGUACUCAGGCUUUAUUAUGUUAACAUGUAAAUUAUUAUUUUGUUUGGGUUGGUAUUCAGUGUAAAAUAUUACAGAAAUGUAUUAACAAAA